Manihot esculenta (cassava) is the source of this 1918-nucleotide messenger RNA. RefSeq names its product nematode resistance protein-like HSPRO2. Gene Ontology annotation, biological process: defense response. The transcript has a single exon. The coding region runs from base 275 to 1711 and encodes 478 amino acids. The record is from RefSeq and is a predicted model, not a curated record. Gene Ontology annotation, molecular function: metal ion binding; heme binding. Lineage: Eukaryota; Viridiplantae; Streptophyta; Magnoliopsida; Malpighiales; Euphorbiaceae.
CUCUCUUUCGAAAUUUCCAUUUUCUACAGAUUAUUACCAAACAAAACUUAAUUUAAUUUUCCACUCACUUUCAAAUUUCAAAAUUAUCUGUUUCUCUUCAUGGACUUUCCUUCCUAUCCAUCUCUCUUUCCACACGCCUUUUCUUCUCCUCGUCUCUCUCCUCCCCCUAUAUAUACCCUCCUCUCCCUCUCUUUCUCUUCGUGUCUUUCCACACAAACACGUUUUUCGAAAUUUCAAAAUUCACUUUUUGUUUUAAUUUCCAGUUCAUGAAAACAUGGUUGGUUUAGAUUGCAAAGCUAAGAUGGUUUCCUCUGAUCUCCCAAGCAAGUCACCCAGACUCUCUAACAAGCUUCAUGUCCAGAUCCCUUCUGCGACGACGUUUCGUGGUGUUACCAAUUUCUCGCCGGUUUCCGCUUCCGACUCUUCUUGUUCGGCUUACGAGCACUACCUUCGGUUACCUGAGUUGAGGAAAUUGUGGACUUGUAAGGAGUUUCCGGAUUGGAAGAACGAAUCCAUUUUUAAACCGGCUUUGCAGGCUCUUGAGAUCACGUUUCGGCUUAUUUCCACCGUUUUAUCGGACCCGAGACCGUACGCCAGUCGGAGAGAAUGGAAACGAAGGCUUGAGUCGCUUGCUACUUCACAGAUCGAGCUGAUUGCUAUUCUGUGUGAAGAUGAGGAGGAAGGUGGACACACACGUGGCACUGCACCGAUUGUUGAUUUGCGCUCAUCUAAUGGCAUUUUGGGUCGGGAUGGGAGUUGCGCCGAGGUGUGGAAGGUCUCACCUGAAACCACCGUGGUCAACCGGACCAGCGAGGCCAGCCUACUUCCUCUCCUUUCCACGUGGCAGAAAUCCGAGGACAUUGCUCGGAAAAUUUUCUACUCCAUCGAAUGCGAGAUGAGGCCAUGUCCGUACACUCUUGGUCUUGGAGAGCCGAACCUCGCCGGAAAACCUAACCUCGACUACGACGCCGUUUGCAAGCCAAGUGACGUACAUAGCCUCAAGAAGAAUCCGUACGAUCACAUAAACAACCACGAGAACCAAACGCUGUACACCACACACCAGAUUCUAGAGUCGUGGAUCCAAGCAGUUAAAGAGCUUGUUAAACGCGUAAUUGAAAGAAUUGGUAGCAAGAAAUUCGAUAUGGCGUCAAGCGAUUGCUAUUUGCUUGAGAGAAUUUGGAAGCUUCUAUCCGAAAUUGAAGAUUUGCAUCUGUUAAUGGAUCCAGACGAUUUCUUGAGGCUCAAAAACCAGUUGCUCAUGCGAUCGCUUGACGAAUCGGAGGCGUUCUGUUUCCGAUCCAGAGCAUUGGUGGAGAUAACGAAAUCUUGCAAGGACUUGAAGCAUAAGGUUCCGGAGAUUCUGGGCGUGGAGGUGGACCCCAAAGGUGGGCCAAGGAUCCAGGAGGCGGCGAUGAGAUUAUACAGCGAGAAGAAGGAUUUCGAGAAGAUUAGUUUACUUCAAGGGUUGCAGGCGAUGGAGGCGGCUUUGAAGAGGUUUUUCUAUGGGUAUAAACAGCUGCUGACGGUGGUCAUGGGGAGCGUAGAAGCUAGAGGAAAUCGCGUUUUGGUGAAUCCAGAGACAUGUGACUCGCUGAGUCAGCUGUUCCUGGAGCCAACUUAUUUCCCGAGUUUGGAUGCAGCCAAGACGUUUUUAGGCGAGUUUUGGAGUCAUGAAUUCAGUGGGUUGGAAAAAGGGAAUCGGAGACAGUAGCUGUGGUUUAUGGCUACACAUAGGAGGAUGAAGAGACUCGGUUGGUGAAUCGGUUUUGGCCUACUCAGUUGCUUGUUGUAGAAAUAGACAUAACACAAAUUUUCUUCUGUUCAUCAUUUGUAUCAAAGGUAUUGAUUAUUUGUAAAAAUUUUCUGUCUAUUUAUUUAUUGUAACAUUUUAAUGUCAUAUCCAUAGCAAUUUCCUCCA